Messenger RNA from Acanthopagrus latus (yellowfin seabream), 2342 nucleotides. It is a transcript of the gene pycr1b, whose product is annotated as pyrroline-5-carboxylate reductase 1b. The coding region runs from base 200 to 1171 and encodes 323 amino acids. The record is from RefSeq and is a predicted model, not a curated record. Gene Ontology annotation, molecular function: pyrroline-5-carboxylate reductase activity. The transcript has 9 exons. Lineage: Eukaryota; Metazoa; Chordata; Actinopteri; Spariformes; Sparidae. Gene Ontology annotation, biological process: L-proline biosynthetic process.
CCAGCCCCGCUGUCCGUUACAGUUAUGGAGCACAUUGGGGUUGAGUAAGAAGGAAGCCACGUUGACACAAAAAGUGGUGUUUUCAGGGUUUUUUUUCUGCCGUAGGGGAUAACGGUCACGUCGUCGACUCGCAUCUGUCAGGACAGGAACCUCAGCUGAAAGACUCAGAAAGGUCAAAGAAGCCACAUCAUCUAACAGGAUGAGCGUCGGAUUCAUUGGAGCGGGCCAGCUGGCUCACGCGUUGGUGAAAGGGUUCACAGCUGCAGGUGUGAUUGCUACACACAGGAUUACAGCCAGCUCCCCAGAUACAGACCUGCCCACUGUGUCGGGGCUGAGGAAAAUGGGGGUGAACCUAACAACUAGCAACAAAGAGGCUGUAAAUAAGAGCGAUGUGCUCUUCCUGGCGGUGAAACCCCACAUCAUACCAUUUGUCCUGGAUGAGAUCGGGCCAGACAUCGAGGACCGCCAUCUCAUUGUAUCCUGUGCGGCAGGUGUCACCAUCAACUCCAUAGAGAAGAAACUGCUUCAAUACCGCUCAGCUCCUAAAGUCAUGAGGUGCAUGACAAAUACUCCGGUGGUGGUGAAAGAGGGAGCCACGGUGUACGCCACUGGGACACACGCAGAAGUGGAGGACGGGAAGUUGCUGGAACAGCUGAUGGCCAGUGUGGGUUACUGCACUGAGGUGGAGGAGGACCUCAUCGACGCUGUCACCGGGCUGAGUGGUAGUGGACCGGCCUACGCGUUCACAGCCCUGGAUGCUCUCGCAGACGGAGGAGUGAAGAUGGGUCUGCCCAGGAGACUGGCUGUCAGACUUGGAGCUCAGGCCCUAUUGGGAGCAGCAAAGAUGCUGCUGGACUCGGAGCAGCACCCUGGCCAGCUGAAGGACAAUGUGUGCUCACCAGGGGGCGCCACCAUCCACGCCCUACACGUGCUGGAGAGCGGCGGCUUCCGAAGCCUCCUGAUUAACGCCGUAGAGGCCUCAUGCAUAAGAACGCGGGAGCUGCAGUAUCUGGCAGACCAGGAGCGCAUCUCUCCAGCGGCUAUUAAGAAAACAACCCUGGACAAGGUGCUCCAGCAGCCCGGAGUCGCCGUCAGUGGAGUGCCUAACAGCAACGGCAAAUCAGGGCUCAGCCUUUUCAACGCCCGUAGCCCUGGGAUCAAGAAGAACUGAGUACACAAAGGAAGACAUACGCAAACGCUUUACAGGUUUAAGUGUACCAACGUGUACACAUGUGGACAACAUUACAUUAUUUGGCUGAACAGCUAUAGAUGAUGUAUAAACUGGACUCAGGACUGGUCUUACAUUGCAUCCAAAUCGGCAGAAUUGCCAGAUUAUUUAUUCAUACUUGAGUUACACGCGGACCGUGGACCCGGUGGUGUCCGCACCACUUUGCACACAAGUACAGGUGUAUUCUGAGUGCAUUGCUCACAGUUAUAGCCUUAUGUUGGGGUGCAGGAUUACUAUCUACGCAUACACAAACUGAAGAGCAAAAGUGCAUUUACAAUCUGUCGUCUGUCUGUGUUCGGGCUCGAGACUAUAGAGGGCUGUUAAAUGGUAAUGACCCAGAGGGCCCUGAUGGGAGCCUGGUACACACCAGGCAGCAGAUGGCUGCUGGGAUAGCAUCACACUCUUAAUGUAAGCCUUUAAUGUCUUUUUAAAAAAAUAAUGAAGCCACAAUGUAAAUCAUCAUGUACCGUUUUUUUUGUUUGUGCAAAUAAUAUGUUUGUUUGGCCAACAGUGUUAAACUGUUAACAAAGACUCAACAAAGAUUGAACAAAACCAUUACUAACACUCUUAUUUUUAUUUAUUUUUUUUGCAUCUGAACACUAUUGUCCUCAUGGAUUAAAUACCUUCCUUGCAGUGUUACAGUGGGGUCUCUAGCACAUUAAGACAUUGUGCCUUUUUGCCCAGACUUGCAUGUAAAAUGUCAUUCCAAGCUUUAAAACACCUGUCAGCACUCUCCUCAGAUCCCUCUGGUCCCCGCUGUUCAUUUCUCUUGUUUAUUUGUUGUGCUUAAGGACAUUGUGUAACCUAAACCCCAAACCUGAACUGUUAUCUUAAGGCUCCUGUAAACACAAAAGGCAGAUUUUAUAUUUUCUCUCUAAAGGGGAAUAUGAUGUUUUAGUACCUGAAAGUGUUACGAGAAAUUCAUCUACACAGUAAAGAAUAUACUGCUAUAGAUUAUGAUGUAAAGUUUUUACAUCAGCAAUCAAUCCGUCCUACUUUUGUAUCGCUCUGUAUAUUUUUAUCCCCAUGUUUCAUGUUAUGUAUUGUUUUGUCUGCCAUAUCAACUACUUGAGUUGGUUUGUCAAAAAGCCUAUUAAAGAAGCAGAAUCAAAUA